UCUCCGUCUCUAGUUUCCCACGCAAACCCUCCGUCAAAGCUCUCGAUCCAUCUCCAUUCUGCCCUGCAUUGGCUGAGGUUGCUCUUUGGUUCGCCGAUUGGUGGUGGUGGAGGUGGUGGAGGAGGAGGAGGAAUCUCUGCUCCGCCAGCCCCCUGCUCGAUUCGCUUGAAUCCCUCCUCGAAUCAGAUCCCCCUUUUCGGGAUUCGAAGAUGGUGCUCUGGGUUUUCGGCUACGGGUCUCUGAUUUGGAACCCGGGAUUCGAGUUUGAUGAGAAGAUAAUAGGUUUCAUCAAGGAUUACAAGCGUGUUUUUAACCUAGCUUGCAUCGACCACAGAGGCACACCGGAGAAUCCUGCGAGAACCUGCACUUUGGAACCCACGGAAGGAGCCAUUUGCUGGGGUGCUGCUUAUUGUGUCAGAGGAGGCCUGGAAAAGGAAAUAGCAGCAAUGAAGUAUUUGGAGAGAAGAGAAUGCGAAUAUGAUAUCCAAACUCACUUGGACUUUUACAGAGAAGGAGAGACUUCGGAACCAGCUUUAACAGGAGUCUUAGUAUUUAUAUCGACAAUGGACAAGGAAGCCAAUAAAUAUUAUUUGGGUCCAGCUCCAUUGGAUGAAAUGGCAAGUCAAAUAGCUACGGCCAAUGGGCCUUGUGGAAACAACAGGGAUUAUCUCUUUUUGCUAGAGAAAGCAAUGUCGAACAUAGGUCAUGAAGACGACUAUGUAAUCGAGCUAGCCAAUGAAGUGAGAAAUGUGCUUGAUAGUUUGAAAGUUCAGACGCCCGUUGACGUUCAGUCUCCUACUAAAGUUCUGCCUCUUAGAAGUUCAGUCGCCUACUAAAGUUCCGCCUCUACGCACACGCACUUCCUUCCUAUCAAAUCCCUCUCAGAAGCCACUGUUGUGGAUUCACGAAUCGAUUUACAAGGAGAAAAAACACAAAGAGCUCGGUAGUUGCUGAUUAAUUUCCCUCUUUCUUUAACCAGUUGCAUCUAACAUCACUAGCUCUAAAGCUUCAUACCAAUUGCUAGAGAGAUUAUUGUUGUCCACGGGAAUCAGAAAUUGUUUCAAUUAUCAUCAGUAGUAAGGAAAAGGGCUCAAUACUCCUAUACUUCAUACUCUCAUUUUUGACUUUAUACAAAGGGAAAAAAACUGCAUUAUCUCA
Molecule: messenger RNA, 1158 nt
Organism: Zingiber officinale
Lineage: Eukaryota; Viridiplantae; Streptophyta; Magnoliopsida; Zingiberales; Zingiberaceae
Product: gamma-glutamylcyclotransferase 2-2-like
Exons: 9
Coding region: 210-836 (208 amino acids)
Biological process (GO): glutathione catabolic process
Cellular component (GO): cytoplasm
Molecular function (GO): glutathione specific gamma-glutamylcyclotransferase activity; gamma-glutamylcyclotransferase activity
Source: RefSeq, a predicted model, not a curated record